This is a messenger RNA of Carassius gibelio (silver crucian carp), 4127 nucleotides long. RefSeq names its product homeobox protein SIX6-like. Gene Ontology annotation, cellular component: nucleus; transcription regulator complex. The transcript is spliced from 2 exons. The record is from RefSeq and is a predicted model, not a curated record. NCBI's taxonomy places the organism in Eukaryota, Metazoa, Chordata, Actinopteri, Cypriniformes, Cyprinidae. The coding region runs from base 264 to 992 and encodes 242 amino acids. Gene Ontology annotation, molecular function: RNA polymerase II cis-regulatory region sequence-specific DNA binding; DNA-binding transcription factor activity, RNA polymerase II-specific. Gene Ontology annotation, biological process: eye development; regulation of transcription by RNA polymerase II.
GGCAACCAGGCAGCCAAUCUGUCAAGUCCAAUAGAAUAUCGGCAGCAGGGGCUAAAUGUUCUUUUAUUUUGCUCCCCAGAAAACACCUUGCUUCCAGUUGUUUAUGCUCGCACUCAAUCAAAAAAGAGAUUUUGGCGAUUUUGGCACCGCUCCUCGGGUCUUUUGCCGUUUUCUGACAGACACCCUGAACAAAAAGACGGACGGGACAGACGAGGAGCAGGACCAGACAGAAGGACCAAAAGAAGAGAGAGAUAACAGUCUCCAUGUUCCAGCUGCCCAUCUUGAAUUUCAGCCCCCAGCAGGUCGCGGGGGUAUGCGAGACGCUCGAGGAGAGCGGCGACGUGGAGAGGCUCGGUCGCUUCCUCUGGUCACUCCCGGUGGCGCCGUCCGCCUGCGAAGUCCUCGGGAAGAACGAGUCUGUCCUGCGCGCGCGCGCUGUCGUGGCCUUUCACGGAGGUAACUUCAGCGAGCUCUACCACAUACUAGAGAACCACAAAUUCACCAAGGACUCACACGCGAAGCUGCAGGCGCUCUGGCUCGAGGCGCACUACCAGGAGGCUGAGAAACUCCGUGGGCGUCCGUUAGGACCAGUGGACAAGUACCGCGUCCGAAAGAAGUUUCCACUGCCUCGGACGAUAUGGGACGGCGAACAGAAAACGCACUGCUUCAAGGAGAGGACGCGGCAUCGAUUGAGAGAUUGGUACCUGCAGGACCCUUACCCGAACCCGAGCAAAAAAAGAGAGCUGGCGCAGGCGACUGGACUCACGCCCACGCAAGUGGGCAACUGGUUCAAAAACCGAAGGCAGAGAGACCGCGCUGCAGCAGCCAAGAACAGGCUACAGCAGCAGGUUAUGUCCGUUGGCUCAGACCGAUCGCUGGGGGACAAUGACACCACAGUAGACCGACUGGAUCCUGCCUCAAGCCCAGAUGUCAGUCUCUCGAGCAAGGCCGCCAUCUCCGUCACCUCCAGCGACAGUGAAUGUGACGUCUAACGUGACAGGCUUCAAAAAAGGAAAACAGGAGAACUGUAGAUACAAUCUAACAACAACGACAAAAACUUGAGUGCCUGCAACCGGCCAGAGAGAGGCUAAAAUGAAGGAUGGAAAAAAGUCACACAACUUCAUUUUCCAUUCGUUGAUGUGAUCAACAAACAGGCGCAGUACUUCUCACGAAGAGAGGUGGGAGUUAAAAAAAAAAAAAUUCAAUGUAUGUGGGCCGAACCUGGUAGGCUAUUGUAUGUGUGCGUGCUUUAUCAUGAAAGACUGAAUAAUAUGUUAAUGUUCACGUGUCUUUUUUAAUAUAUAAAUAUGUUUAUUUACUUAUUUAAAUAUCAUUGUCCACUAGGCCUUAUAUUUGUGUGCUUUUUUAUUAUUAUUUUUGUUGUGCAUAUUGCUGCGCGUCGUGAAAUUUCUGGGGAAAAAUAACCAUGAUUAAAAAAAAUAAAAUCACUGUUAAACUGUUGAAGUAACGAUCGAAAAGUAAAAAGGGUAUUUUUUUUUAUUCCAGUGUUUCCGUUGUGAAGUUUGGCCAUGAAAUAUGUUUUAUUUCAUGUUUAUUUUUAUUGUAACCCAUGUCUACCCGAAAGUAAACAUAUGCUGUUCAAAAUGUUAUAUGCUGAAGAACAGAUUUAGAACAGACGGGGAUCAAAUAUGUUGCAUGUUUUAAUGCCUCUCUGCGAGCUCAAUCUCUCUCACACUCGAGCAGUAAUUGGCUAAAAUGCUUCGCGUGGUGUAAUGCGCUCUGACAGCACAGGGUCAGCGAAAGGCCGAGACGCUCUCCCGGAUGUCAGCACAGCCCAAGCUGUGAUCUGCUGUUUAAAUAGAAUGCACUAGUGGCCCAAGCAAGCUGCAGAAAAUGUGUUUGUCAAAGAUGCUUGGCAAUGCUGCUAAUUGCAAAAUAAUAAUAAUUUUACAAUGAUUUUCUUGUCAAUUCAUAGAUUGUUUAGUAUUAAUUUAAUAUGUAAUUCACAAGAUGGCUAUAAUUCAUACGUGGCUAAUCUAGUGGGUUAAUGCCUUGUGGCUUUAAAUAUUCGACUAUUAUGCUAUGGUCACAACAAAGCAGUUUUUCUCCCUUAAGCAUAUCGUUUUUGUAAUUUCUCAUUUUCAAAACCAGUGAUUUGUUCACAUUUUCAAGAGCCAGAUAUUUAUUUUUAUUUUGAUAAAUAAUAAAUGUUUGUAAAUAUUUCAGAAUAGCUUAAAAGUGGUCACGCUCUUCUUAGCGUUCAAAUUUACAAAAGGUUUUUAUGUCGCAAAUGAGUGAAGGACCAGGCGCAAAAACACAGAGCUUCUGUUUCCCAACUGCCUGCAGGGUUCAGGUCGCGCACCUGGGUACGCUCUCAAUAAAAAGUACAAGUAUUUUUCUAUUUUCUUUCAGCCUGAACAACGGCGGGGGCAAACCAAGUGUUCCUUCCGAGAAAAAGGAGAAAAUAUGAGCCAAAGCAAGGGAAAGGAAGAGAGCACGGCUUUAUUUAAACACUGGAUAGAGGAUGGUGAAAAAUUUCCGUUUCUUUUGAGCUCUGGGGAGUGCAGGAUGGGACGAUUAAAAAGUCUUUUUAGCAGUCAAUAAGGUUGUCAAAUUGGUCAACGGUAAUCAGCACUAAUGACGAGUUGGAGAGGGCCGAGCUAACAAAGAAGCACCCCGCCUCCCCCUCCCCAAAGCCUAAGCAUGAAUACCCACCUCCCUGGUUGCCAGACUUAUACAGAAACCCUGACUUUUUUAAUUUGCUUGAGUCAGUGUGUGACGUUCUGGGAUGUUUAUUUGAGGAGUUCUCUGUCUAAAAGUGUGGGCCUAAAAUAAUAACAAUAAGACAAUAAUAAACCUAAAUUUUACAUCAUAAAUAGACAUAGAUUUAUUUAUUUUGAUGAACAAAGAGCAUGAAAAGUUACUCGGGAACUGAACAAAGAAUAGGUUUAUCCUUUGGCAAGUGGAGAGAAAAUGCUUAAAAUAAGUCUUAAAUUAUAUUAUUUUACUAAACGUUUAAUUAAGUGUUUGGUGAAAGCCAUGGGCCGAGAAAAUGAUGUGUUAUAUACACAUAUUCAUGUGUGCUUUUAAAGGCAAAUGUGCAGUGAAAUGUGGUACUUUUAUAUGGUAUGGGUUAAUCAUAAUAUGAAUGAAUUGCUCCUUCGUGUAUUCUCAUUUGUAAGUCAUACAGGAUAAAAGCGUCUGCUAAACGAAUAAAUAUAAAACAAGCACAAUCUUUAAAACAUAUACGAAACUCUUCGAAAUGUAUAUGGUUCGUAUGUUUUCGUAUUUUUGUCUUUGUCAUAAAUACAUGCAUAGAAUGUAUCUUAUAUACACCUUUACUUUCCCUUUUUAUAUUUUAUUAUUAGCCUUUUGGCUGCGCCCUCUGGUGGCCAAAUGUGGUAGGGCUAUGGCAUGACUUCCAGCUGCUCAGUGGCCUUUUAAGCCAUGAUUUGUCUACAUCAUCAUACUAAAACAGAAACCACGAAUCAAAAAUCUUGGCACUGUAAAACUGUAAUAAACUAUAAAUGUGUGUGAGUAAGUUAUGGUUAAAGUGUGCACGGAGGAGCUGCCUCUGCGCUGGUCUAGCUAUACAGACAGAUUAAAAUCGUGGUCUGAACUUACAGUAUCAGACUCUGGAUGUGUCUGAAAUCUUCACACAAAUAAAUGUUCUUCUUUUUAAUUCAUUAACAAAAUCGCACUCAGUGAAAGAGGCGCCAUUCAGCACCGUGGACAGCUACACGACAGGAACGAUCUUCUCGACCACAAUUAACACUUUUCUAGCCUUAAGCCUUGCGUUGUAUAUACUCAUUUAAACCACUAUUAAUCAAAUUAAAACAACCUUUUGUCAUAUUUUAAGCUAUUCUAAGCAAAAUUGUAAGACUAAAUCUGUUAAAAAUCUGUAAAAAAAUAAAUAAAAAUACAAUUCUGUCAUAGUGUUGGGCGAUAGUCUAUUUAUGCUCCAUACUACUCAAAUCGUCCUACUGACGGUAGCCUGUGAGAUUGGCGAUUCAAGAUAGCGUCCUAAUGUAUUUAAUUAAUUACUUGUAGCUUUGGAUAAAAGCGUUUGCCAAAUGUAAAUACGUUUUUCCACGUCACACAAUGUUCCUGAAUAUUUCAUAAUUAUAGGUCUAUUCAUUUAAGGUUCUUAAGUGCCCUACAGCAAA